This is a messenger RNA of Symbiodinium necroappetens, 417 nucleotides long. Lineage: Eukaryota; Dinophyceae; Suessiales; Symbiodiniaceae. The record is from the annotation of a GenBank genome assembly.
AUGGAAUUAAAGGACAGCAAUACCUUGCAGAACCUGAAAGACGCCUUUGCAGGUGAAUCUCAGGCAAACAGACGCUACCUCUACUUUGCAGCAAAAGCUGAUGUUGAAGGCGAAAAUGACGUUGCCGCAGUUUUCCGUUCCACCGCUGAAGGUGAAACAGGCCACGCCCAUGGACACCUCGAGUAUAUGGAAGCUGUCGGCGAUCCAGCGACUGGUCUGCCCAUCGGCAGCACCGGCGAUAACCUGAAAGCCGCGAUUGCUGGCGAGACCCACGAGUACACCGACAUGUACCCGGGCAUGGCAGCUACCGCACGGGACGAAGGUUUCGACGAAAUUGCGGACUGGUUUGAAACUCUGGCUAAAGCAGAGCGUUCACACGCUAACCGCUUCCAGAAAGCCCUGGACGCAAUGGCGUAA